Corylus avellana is the source of this 1313-nucleotide messenger RNA. RefSeq names its product PLC-like phosphodiesterases superfamily protein. The record is from RefSeq and is a predicted model, not a curated record. NCBI's taxonomy places the organism in Eukaryota, Viridiplantae, Streptophyta, Magnoliopsida, Fagales, Betulaceae. Gene Ontology annotation, molecular function: phosphoric diester hydrolase activity. Gene Ontology annotation, biological process: lipid metabolic process.
CAAAAAAAAAAAAUGAUAAAAAAGGUUGAGUAGAAGAGGAAGUAAUCUCUCUGUCACAACCGAAGAAAAUCUAUAAUUCCCCAAUAAAAUCCCAUCUGACGUUACAAUGCUUCUUCAUAUUAAAACCCAUCAAAGAAAACGAAAGAAGAAGAAAGAAGAAGAAGAAGAAGAAGAAGAUGGGUUCUCAUGUCUCCAAACAAAUGCAGCGCCGGAAGGCGAUCUCAACGGAGAAGAAAGCUCUCUGUAAUCUCAAAGAAAGCUGCGGGAAUGAGUAUCCGGGGUUUGAUUACAGGCCCCCAGAUAGGAAGAACUGGAUGUCCGGCCUUAACGCCGAGAAGCUUCACGUGAAUCAGAUUGUAUGGCCGGGAACUCACGAUUCCGCCACCAACAGAAUCGGCAUCCCCUGCGUUUCUCGCCCUUUUGCGCAAUGCCAAUCCUUGUCUAUCUAUCACCAGCUUGUAAGAGGCGCCAGGGUCCUCGAUGUCCGGGUUCAGGAGAACCGGCGCGUGUGCCACGGAAUCCUCGUCACCUACGGUAUUGACGUUGUCAUCAAAGACAUCAAAAAGUUCUUGUCGGAGACACAGUCGGAGAUCAUAAUCUUGGAGAUUCGUACUGAAUUUGGGCAUCAAGACCCGCCUGAAUUUGAAAAAUACCUCGUUGAUGAGCUCGGGGAGUUUCUGAUUCACCAGGACGACCACGCGUUUGAUAAAACAAUUGCAGAGCUUCUGCCGAAGAGAGUAAUUUGUGUUUGGAAGCCAAGAAAAUCUCCUCAGCCCAAGCCAGGGAGUCCCUUUUGGAGUGCUGGGUAUUUGAAGGAUAAUUGGGUUGACACAGAUUUGCCAUCCACAAAGUUCGAGAGCAAUCUGAAGCAUUUGAGCGAGCAACCGCCGGUUUUGUCGAGAAAAUUCUUUUACAGGGUGGAGAAUACAGUCACCCCGCAGGCUGAUAACCCGAUUGUGUGUGUCAAGCCCGUGACAAGACGGAUUCACAAAUUUGCGAGGCUGUUUAUUGCCGAGUGCUACUCCAGGGGCUGCGCCGAUCGGCUGCAGAUCUUCUCCACAGAUUUCAUAGAUGAAGAUUUUGUAGAUGCAUGUGUUGGGGUUACGCACGCAAGGAUUGAAGGGAAAGCCUGAAAUUUCUGUCUUUCGAUCUGUUCUUCUUCUUGUUUGAUGGAGAUAUCAUAAUCGCCCUGCGUGUUACUAUUUUCUUUCUUUAUCUAUGAAAAAUCUGCUCUUCAUUUGUUUCAUUGUAAUAUAAUUUGUGUGAUGUAUAAAGGGGUGGGCAAAUAUUAAUCAUAUAUUGGGGUUUGAUUA